Messenger RNA from Epinephelus moara (kelp grouper), 2841 nucleotides. RefSeq names its product E3 ubiquitin-protein ligase TRIM21-like. The record is from RefSeq and is a predicted model, not a curated record. The transcript is spliced from 2 exons. The coding region runs from base 13 to 1785 and encodes 590 amino acids. Gene Ontology annotation, molecular function: protein binding; zinc ion binding. Lineage: Eukaryota; Metazoa; Chordata; Actinopteri; Perciformes; Serranidae.
CAGAGCAGAGCUAUGAUGUCACAUUUCCUGAAAGUCAGUGUGAGUGAGAGCAGAGCUGCAGUGGAGACAAGUCUCUGUGUUUCUCUCUACACAAACAUUCAACUGAAUCCAGCAGGUUUCCAUCAACAACAAACACUGAGUGUCGAUAUGUCUGCUGCCAGCUGUCUGCUGACUGAAGAUCAGUUCCUGUGCUCCAUCUGUCUGGAUGUGUUCACUGAUCCAGUCAGCACACCAUGUGGACACAACUUCUGUAAAACCUGCAUCACUACACACUGGAGUACUAAUGUCCCCUAUCAGUGUCCAAACUGUAAAGAGGUUUUUGAUCCAAGACCUCAACUUCGAGUCAACACCUUCAUCUCUGAGAUGGCUGCUCAGUUCAGACAGUCAGCUCAACAGAAAGCCAGCAGCAGCAGCUCAGAGCAACAAGUUUCCAAACCAGGAGAAGUUCCCUGUGACGUCUGCACUGGAACCAAACUGAAGGCCCUGAAGUCCUGCCUGGUGUGUCUGGAAUCCUACUGUGAGACUCACCUGGAGCCUCAUCUGACAAGAUCAGGCCUGAAAAGACAUCAGCUGAUCGACCCUGUGGAGAACCUGGAAGGCAGGAUGUGUCUGAAGCACGAUAAACUGCUGGAGCUGUUCUGUAAGACCGACCAGAUGUGUGUCUGCAUGCUCUGCACUGUUUUAGACCACAAGACACAUGAUGUUGUUCCUCUGAGAGAAGAAUAUGAAGGAAAGAAGGCCGAGCUGGGGAAGACAGAGGCUGAAAUUCAGCAGAUGAUCCAGAAGAGACGACUGAAGAUUGAGGAGAUCAAACACUCAGUGGAGCUCAGUGAGGAAGAUGCAGACAGAGAGAUAGCAGAUGGUGUUCAGGUCUUCACCGCUCUGAAGGAGUCUGUUGAGAGAAGCCAGGCCGAGCUCAUGGACACGAUCAAAGAGAAGCAGAGAAAGACAGAGAAACAGGCUGAAGGCUUCAUCAAAGAGCUGGAACAGGAAAUCUCUGAGCUGAAGAAGAGGAGCACUGAGGUGGAGCAGCUCUCACGCUCUGAAGACCACCUCCACCUCCUCCAAAGCUUCACGUCCCUGAACACUGCUCCACCCUCCAAGGACUGGACAGAGGUCAGCGUCGUUCUACCUUCAUAUGAGGGGACUGUGAGGAGAGCUGUGAGUCAGCUGGAGGAGACGCUCAGUAAACAGAUGAAGAAGCUGCUUGCUGAGACCAAGAUGCAGAGGGUCCAGCAGUAUGCAGUGGAUGUGACACUCGAUCCUGAUACAGCACAUCCCAACCUCAUCGUGUCUGGAAAACAAGUUACAUGUGGUGAUGUAAAGAAGAAUCUCCCAAACAGUCCAGAGAGAUUUGAUACUUGUCCCUGUGUCUUAGCAAAGCAGAGUUUCUCUUCAGGAAGAUUUUAUUAUGAGGUUCAAGUUAAAGGGAAGACUGAGUGGGAUUUAGGAGUGGCCAGAGAGUCGAUCAACAGGAAGGGACAGAUCAAACUGAGACCUCAGAAUGGUUACUGGACGAUAUGUUUGAGGAAUGAAAAUGAGUACAAAGCUUUUGCUUACUCUUCAGUCAGUCUCUCUCUGAAGUCUCAGCCUGAGAAGGUGGGGGUGUUUGUGGAUUAUGAGGAGGGUCUGGUCUCCUUUUAUGAUGUUGAUGCUGCAGCUCUUAUCUACUCCUUUACUGGCUGCACCUUCACUGAGAAACUCUACCCAUACUUCAGUCCUCAUAAUAGCCAAGGUAAAAACUCUGCCCCUCUGAUCAUCUCUCCUGUCAGUCACAGCAAGUAGAACAACUAUUUGAUUCACUGCCAUCCACUGUAAUAAUUGUGUAUUCAUUGGUGAUAUGCAGUCUAUGAAUUGUUGAUUUUCAGAUUCUGGUCAAGUUUUUAUCCUGUAAAUGUUUUUCUUUGGUGUCACAUUGCUACUUACUACUUUAACACAUGGAUUACAUGAAACUGAUAUUAUAUCUUGAAGAAAACCUCAUUUUUCAGAUGUGCCUUCACAGUGAACGGAGAAUCCAAAAAAGGCAAACAUUCUUGAUGAUAAGAGAUGAUAAUCUUUAAGUGGUCAUGCAGUAAGUAAAUGUGUAACAUUACAGCAGCAAAGGGAUAGUAUAAACAGGAAGCAUCAGUAAAAAACACAAAGCAAUAUCAAUAAAAAGAAACACACAGAUCACUUUAACUGUGAAAAUCACAGAGCGUUUUAAAGACCGUUUUUAUAAGAAAUGGCAAUGCCUGACCCUGACACUUUAUUUUAACACUCCCUCCCGAUUAGGAGAGAAAUAUUUGUACAUUAUUGCUAUUUACUCUCACGCACUGUUGUUCAAAAGACCUUCUCCUCUUCUCUUUCCUUUUUUGUUCACUUAUCCUCCUUUUGUUUCCACUGUACUUUAUUUUUUUUUACAUGGAAUCAAUGUCAUUGUGUGUUGAACCUGUACCUCCAUGGACUUUCAAGGUCAGGGUGGGAGGGAGAUGACGAGAGGGAUGUUUGUUCAGAAAAGUUUCAACUGUAAUUUUGUAUGAUUUGCAGUUAUCCUUUAAUAAAAAGCAUGAGUAAAAAAUAAAUCCCAGUGCAAUGUAAUAAGUUAGAAGCAAAAAAAAGCAAAAUAUAAUAAAAAGGUUGAACGGCUGAUUUCACAUUAUUGACCGAUAGAGGCAAAGAUAUUGCACACAUCAGCAUGUACUGAUAUUGCUCCUGAUAGAUGGCUGUAAACAGUGAAAAGUAAAAGCAAGAUAUAGAUAAAGCUGCAAGCUGCAAUUCUGGGGUUCAAGCCAACAUGGACCUUAAAACUUGAAAGCUGGGUAAGAUGAAGACCUUUGACAAUUUAGGACGCCUGCAUUAAAG